This is a messenger RNA of Caenorhabditis briggsae, 225 nucleotides long. Bases 1 to 225 code for a protein of 74 amino acids. The transcript has 3 exons. The record is from RefSeq and is a predicted model, not a curated record. NCBI's taxonomy places the organism in Eukaryota, Metazoa, Nematoda, Chromadorea, Rhabditida, Rhabditidae.
AUGAGGAGACGUAGAGAAGACGAAGGGGAAGAGGCGAGAAGACGUCGUCGCGAAGAGCCGUCUUCAGUGCUAUCGAUUCUCGGCUCGUGCUCACGAAAAAUGAUCCUAUGCUGUUGUUGGCCGUUGGGCAAGGACAGGUUAUCUCCAAUUUUGCUUUUAUUAGCCAUACACUGGCCAAAAAUUGUCCAAAAAUCGGUCAAAACUGAGCAAAUUUUAACUUUCUGA